UCACAUGCUGUCAUUUUAUCUCGUUCACCUUCACGUGCACUUUUAAAUUCCAUUCUAGAAGUAAUAAGGUAGGCGUUUCCACGAGUUUACCGUUUACGAUAAAAUUUUGGAUAUCCAUUUGAUUGCUUACCACAAAGCAGAAACUGGAAUAACUUGUUUUAGCUGUGGCGAAAUGAUCAUGGCUUAAUCUGACUCUGACUGCAUUGGUUUCGCGACAUUGUAUUAGUUCUCUGAGGUACUGUAACGAAAGCGGACGAUUUUGCAUCGCGAACCACAUCCUUCCCUUUUUCGAGAUGGAUCAACGCUUCUUUUCCGUGCUGAUCUGUUUUGCUGUCCUGUUUGUUCCCUAUUCCCAAUGUCAGGUCACAGACUUACCGACUACGGUAUCUCCGAUUGUCAACACCACUGCUUUAACACCAGAUCAGCUUUGUCGCACGAAGUCGACCUGCGAUGAAUGCGUGGCGGUGGAAGGCGCAAAAUGCUACUUUUGCCACAACAAUCAGACCAAUAACUACGGAUGUCGUCUGUAUCCUGCAUCCAAAGUCUUCCCUACCGAUGACUGUCCUCUGUCGGAAGCGCGUUGGGGCGUCUGCUGGGUGAAUUUUGAGGCAUUGAUUAUCGCCAUGUCAGUCAUUGCCGGGGUUCUGCUUAUUGCCAUUGUAACGACUUGCUAUUGCUGCUGCUGCCGCAACAAGCGCAGCUCCGUGGUGGAUCGGACGACCUUAAAAUGGGAACGGGAAACCAGAGAACGAGAGCAGCGUCACGCUGACCGACGUGCUGAACGAGAAGCAAAGAUGGACGCGAUUCGCCAGAAAUAUGGACUUAAUCGCGAAACGUCUUCGUACAACCGGAUGGCUUAACGAGGAUUCGCUCAUUUUAUGGGCAACACUUUGGAAUUUAGAGCGAAGGAAAGCGCGAGUCUGCCCUUGCCGUGGUUUAUUAUCCAUAUCGUAAACUCAAGGGUUAACUUAUCGCUUUACCCGGAUUAUCAAAAUAAUUUGUACCAUUUGCACGUUAUCUGUCAUACGUCCUUCGUAAUUUUCUCGUUUUUUUGCUUCUAACUGUUUUCCGAAUUAUGGCUGCUUGAGCGGUUCUUUUUUGCUCCACUGUUUUGCCCGUGUACCACAGCACUCGGCCAGAUGACGAUCUGAAGAAAUCUUUCACGAUGUAUGAGCAAGCGUUGACGGCAAAGUUGUGAUUUCACCAAUUUUCAGACUGGAGUCCAGCUGCAAUUUGCUAUGUCCAUUGGCCUGCAACAGUAUUAAACCUUGGUGGUAUCUUG
Molecule: messenger RNA, 1282 nt
Organism: Paramacrobiotus metropolitanus
Lineage: Eukaryota; Metazoa; Tardigrada; Eutardigrada; Parachela; Macrobiotidae
Product: pituitary tumor-transforming gene 1 protein-interacting protein-like
Exons: 7
Coding region: 294-860 (188 amino acids)
Biological process (GO): protein import into nucleus
Cellular component (GO): cytoplasm; nucleus
Source: RefSeq, a predicted model, not a curated record